This is a messenger RNA of Beta vulgaris subsp. vulgaris (sugar beet), 1552 nucleotides long. Its product is annotated as polyadenylate-binding protein-interacting protein 9. The record is from RefSeq and is a predicted model, not a curated record. NCBI's taxonomy places the organism in Eukaryota, Viridiplantae, Streptophyta, Magnoliopsida, Caryophyllales, Amaranthaceae. The coding region runs from base 370 to 1290 and encodes 306 amino acids. Gene Ontology annotation, molecular function: RNA binding. The transcript has 10 exons.
AUAUUUGUUUUCCUCCAAAAACAAAAACCCUAGAAUCUUUUCUACACUCCCCUCCUUUUUGGGUCUUACUUUUUUUUUUUUUUUAAUUUUUCCAUUUUUUUUCCCAUCAAACUUAAAAUUCCUUUUCUGAUUUCCAUAUCUGAUCAUCAUCAUCAUCUUCUACCUCUCCCCUAAAAUGGGUUUUCUCUUGUAAAAUUCCUUUUUUCUGUUGCAAAAAUAAAAUAAGAGAAGAAAAAAAGGAAUCCACCCUCUUUUCUCUUUCUCCCUCUAACAUAAUCUUACAUAAAUUUUGUUUCUUUUUUUAUAUUGUAAUUUCUUGUAAUUUCUUCCACCUUUUUACCCAUACAAUUUUUUUCGUUUACAAUUUUCAUGGCUGCUGUUGCACAAAAUGUUGUGAAUUCUGAUGAUCAGUUCAAUAAGAAUUGUAACUCACCUACCCAGAACUCAGAAACUGACACUAAAAGUUGUGAUUCAAACACCGAAUUUCAGAAGAAUAUAAAUGAGUUAGCCGACAUUUUAUCUAAGUUGAAUCCUUGGGCUAAAGAGUUUGUACCCUCUUCUUAUCGUCUCAAAAAUGAUGAUCAGUCGGUUCACAACAAUUUUUCCCCACUUAAUAAAAUUUCCAGCAAUGAUAAUUUUCCUAAUAAUCGGAGGAGGAGGAAUAGCUUUAACCAAGGGAGGAGACGGAUGAAUGGAAGAGCUUUUCGUGCACAGCGAGAAGAAAGCAUUAGGCGCACAGUAUAUGUCUCUGACAUUGACCAGCAUGUCACUGAAGAGCGAUUAGCUGCUUUGUUUAGUAGUUGUGGACAGGUUGUUGACUGCCGAAUUUGUGGCGACCCUCAUUCGGUUCUUCGUUUUGCUUUUGUAGAGUUUGCUGAUGAGCAGGGUGCUAGAGCUGCUUUAAGCCUAGGUGGGACAAUGUUGGGAUACUAUCCAGUCAGGGUCUUGCCUUCCAAAACUGCAAUACUCCCUGUGAAUCCUACGUUUCUUCCCAGGUCUGAAGAUGAGAGAGAGAUGUGUGCAAGAACUGUCUACUGUACAAAUAUUGAUAAAAAGGUUUCUCAGUUGGAUGUUAAGACUUUCUUUGAGACUGCUUGUGGUGAGGUUUCUCGUCUGAGGCUUUUGGGGGACAAUGUGCAUUCAACUCGUAUUGCUUUUGUUGAAUUCACAAUGGCGGAAAGUGCUAUCAUGGCUUUGAACUGUAGUGGGAUGAUUUUAGGAACUCAGCCCAUCAGGGUAAGUCCUUCAAAGACACCAGUGAGGCCACGACUUCCUCGGCCAGGAAAUUGAGUUACCCAAAUCCAUGUUUUGUGGAUCGAGGCAAAGUGUUGUUAAUGCAAUCCGGAAAAGACCACCUUGUUGAAGGGAUGGUGAACAACUUUAAAUUCCCUUUGAUGUCUCUUGUUCCGCUGACAAUAGUCAGCCUGUCAUGUGGUUCAAACGUAUAGGACCGUGCACUGCUUCAAUUGAAGUUUUUUUACAGGACAAUACUGUCCUUAAUAUUCUAUUGCUCAACCUAGUUAUCUAUGGUUCGUCCCUAAAUUUUGUUGAA